This is a messenger RNA of Nicotiana tabacum (common tobacco), 5523 nucleotides long. The record is from RefSeq and is a predicted model, not a curated record. NCBI's taxonomy places the organism in Eukaryota, Viridiplantae, Streptophyta, Magnoliopsida, Solanales, Solanaceae.
GUUCUUUGUUACCAUAUCUGCCCAUUUCUCCUUACUCUGGACAUGGUGCAAAAAGCAUGACGAUGCCAAGAUGUUCUCUAGCUUCACUCAGUUUGUCGCCUGCGAAUGAUGGCUUUAUGAAUGGAUUUACAGUCCAUCAGAUAGGACAAUUACAUUGUUUGAUACAUGAGCAUGUUCAACUUCUUAUUCAGGUUUUUGCGGUUUGUGUUCUUGAGCCGGCCAGACGGCACAUUGCUUCUGAUGUUCGGGAAUUGAUAUCACAAAUGCUUCAUAAACGUGAUGAGUAUUAGCAAGUUGGAGUGUGCCAUAUCCCAGUUUUUGCUUCUUCUUCCCAUAUGUUCAUCCCUCAGUGUCUGAUGAACCUUCGAAGACUUCGCCUGCCCAAAUCACCAACAAAAUAUCUUCAGCACAUGUUUUGCAGGGAGACUGCUCAUCUGGAAGGCUCCUGGGUACCUUAUAUUAGUGGUCCAAUACUAUCUGUUCUUGAUGUGGCUCCGAUCAAAUUAGUCAAGGACUUCAUGGAUGACGUUUCUCAUGCUAUGCAAGAUUACAAACAUCGGCAAGUAGGAGGUAUGGAUGAUAUCUGCUCCGAGAAGGAACCCUUGUUUCCUGUGCAAAAUAUACAUUUUACUGCUGAACCUGAUGGUCAGGCUUCCUUGUAUUCAAACGGUGUGCCUCCUCCUUCAUCAAGUUUUCAAACAUCAAAGAAGACUAUGGCUGCUGUAUUAGUAGAAAAAGCUAAAAAACAGGCAGCUGCUCCUGUUCCAAAGGAGAUUGCUAAGUUAGCCCAGCGCUUUUUUCCUUUGUUUAAUCCCGCCCUGUAUCCCCAUAAGCCACCCCCUGCAGCGGUAGCAAACCAGGUGCUUUUUACUGAUGCAGAGGAUGAAUUAUUAGCAUUGGGUUUGAUGGAGUAUAAUACAGACUGGAGGGCAAUUCAGCAGCGCUAUCUUCCUGGCAAAUCUAAGCAUCAGAUUUUUGUCAGGCAGAAGAAUCGCUCAUCAUCUAAAGCACCUGAAAAUCCAAUAAAGGCGGUUCGGAGGAUAAAAAACUCUCCGUUGACAGUAGAAGAGGUUGCAUGUAUUAAAGAGGGUCUGAAGGUGUUCAAGCUUGACUGGAUGUCAGUGUGGAAGUUUAUUGUUCCUUAUAGAGAUCCUUCCUUGUUACCCCGGCAGUGUCGCAUUGCUAUUGGAACUCAGAAAUCAUAUAAAUCCGAUGCUAGUAAGAAGGCAAAACACCGGUUAUAUGAAGAGAGAAGAAAAUCAAAAGCAGCUGCUUUGGAAACUUGGCAUGUUUCUUCCGAAAAGGAGGAUAAUGUUGCUGACUAUGCUGUAACAGAAAAUAGUGGUGCAGAUAAUUGUACAGAAAGAGAUGAGGAAGCUUAUGUUCAUGAGGCCUUUUUGGCAGAUUGGAGGCCUGCUGUAUCCAGCAUCCAAGUGAAUCAUUCUAUGUCAGACCUGGCAGAGAAAAUUCCUCCUGCUCAGCUAUUGGGAGAUGAGAGUUCUCCAGUUGCUGAAGAGAUGAAUAGCAGUCGUUCUGGAAAUGGGCAAUCGCACAUCUCUAACGAGUUCCCUGUUUCUCUGAGGGCCUCAAAAACGGAGUCCUUUUCGCGGCCAUACCGAGCCCGUAAAUUUAACAAUGGACAAUUAGUCAAAUUAGCUCCAGGCUUGCCUCCUGUUAAUCUUCCACCAUCUGUUUGAGUUAUAUCUCAGUCGGCUUUUAAAAGCUAUUAUGGUGGAACGUAUCCAAGGACUUUUGGUGGGGAUGCUUGUGCGGGUGAUACAGACAACACAGUCCCAAAAAUUGCAAGUGCUGCAAAGAAUUAUUAUGUGAAAGAUGGACCGUUUAGCAUUAGUGCUGGGAGGAACACUAUAAGUAAUCAGAAUCUACAGGAAAGCAGGGUGUCAAAGGAUAAUAAGAAUGUUACCGAAGGAAAAGAUGAGUCAGAUCUACAGAUGCAUCCUUUGCUCUUCCGGGCCCCUGAAGAUGGCCCUUUGCCAUAUUAUCAGUCUAACUCUAGUUUUAGUACAUCCAGUUCGUUCAGUUUCUUUUCGGGUUGUCAACCUCAACUAAAUCUUAGCCUCUUUCAUCAUUCACGCCAAUUAGCCCAUACUGUUAACUUUCUUGACAAGUCUUCUAAGCUCAGGGAUAAAACUUCAGUAUCAUCUGGUUUUGACUUUCAUCCACUUCUGUAAAGAACUGAUGAUGCAAAUUGUGACUUGGAAGCUGCAUCCUCUGCUGCACCAACCUUAUGUAUCACAGAGUCAUCAAAAGGAAGGUGCACUCAAGUUCAGAAUGCUGUCGAUAGUAGUUCAAAUGUUGCUUGUUCUAUACCCUCUAGCCCUGUGGGAAAAAGCAAUGAGGUUGACUUGGAGAUGCACUUGAGUUUCACGUCCAGAAAGCAGAAAGCCAUGGGAAGCAGAGGAGUGGCUGACCAUUAUAUGGGAAGAUCACCUACUAGUGCUUCAGAUUCUGGAGCUCAAAAUCAUCAAAUCAAUAGAACUCCAAAUAGAACCACGCAACCCCAUGAUUCAGGUGCUACCGCAAUGAUUUUAUCCAACGACCGAGAAAAUGGAAAUGACCUUGAUUAUAUGGCAGACCAGCCCCUUGCAGAAAUUGUGAUGGAGCAGGAAGAGUUAAGUGACUCAGAGGAAGAAAUAGGAGAGGAGAUAUUUGAAUCCGAGGAGAUAAUUAAUGAUAAAAAUGAGGUGAAACUGAACUUGGAAUUGUCUCGUAAUGCUGCUUGACAAAACAUGUAUUUAAGAUGACUAAGCAGUAUUUAGUCAAUGUAUCCCUGAAGAUAAAUGUGGAGGUUGGAGGAAGAAAUAUUGUGCUGGUUGAUGUGCUCUCUAGACGAAUUUCCCUUGUCAGCGACCGCGCAACUAUCAUUUUUGGUGCAGAUGUCACCUAUCCCCACCCUGGGAGGAUUCUAGCCCGUCAAUUGCUGCGGUGGUUGCUUCUCAAGAUUGGCCUGAGAUUACAAAGUAUGCUGGUUUGGUUUCUGCUCAAGCGCAUAGGCAAGAGCUUAUACAAGAUCUGUACAAGACUUGGCAAGAUCCAGUUAGAGGACCUGUGACUGGUGGCAUGAUAAAGGAAUUGCUUAUUUCCUUCCGUCGAGCAACUGCACAGAAGCCUUAGAGAAUUAUAUUGUACAGAGAUGGUGUUAGUGAAGGACAAUUUUAUCAAGUUCUUCUUUUUGAACUUGACGCAAUCUGCAAGGCAUGUGCAUCUUUAGAACCCAACUAUCAGCCCCCAGUUACAUAGCCAGGGUACUCCGGUAGCCCACGGGAGAGCAUGUACUGCGUCAGGAGGUUUCCAAAGAAGAACCUUUUGAUCCUUUGGCCAACACGGGUGCGGGCCAUCUCCCCUAGCAUGAUCUCACCCACGUUUAUGGGUCGCCCAGUCAUCAAAAAGAAUAUCACACACACUCGAGCUCGAGUGCAUUCACUGGUAUGCUCAACAAGUAUCAAUCUAGCCUGCACAAAGUUUGCCAUACCUUGGCCGUCUUGUUGAAGUCGAAAUGGAGCAUCUCAAGCUGGGCAUCUCCCUUAGUCUGUGUCCACUUCGCAUUAGAAUCAACGCCACAAAGAGUAUGAUGUAUUGUCCGGUAGCGUGGGCUUUUGACGAACUUCUGUAGCCUCCGUGGAUUAGGGCUAUCAACUCCCAAAAAUUCACACAAGGAUCACCUAUCCAGUGGUAUCUCCUUUCCUCGGACUCAUGACUGGAACAUGUCUGUGUUCCAAUUGGCAUACAUCUCUCGCACCUUGCUCAGAUUUGCAGGGCCCGUGCAUUCUAGCUUAUCCAUCUUCAUCUCUACCAACCGGGCAAACAUAUUCGGGAAGUUCUUUUCUAGAGCCUUUAUAUUAAUCCCCUUUUAGGAGACAUAUCUACCAUAUGGCACAAAGUUAUUAUGCCAUUUGAUAGCGUCUUCUCGAACUAGAUCCAACCGAGGCCAUGGGACCGAUGGUGUCCUCGUCGACCCGCUAGCAACCUACUUUCCCUUAGCAUGCCGGGAAGAACCUUCACCCUACUUACGUUUUUUGGGAGGGGGAGCAGUAGUGGAGGAUUUUCCGACCCCUUUUCCUUUGGGAAGGGUAGCAGUAGUUGAGAAUUAUCCAAACGUUUCCAUGGAAAAGGGGUGAGAAAGUCCUCUACUACUACCCCAUCCCAAAAAACGCAAACAGGGUGAAGGUUCUGGAAAAAGGGUGGGAAAGUCCUUCACUACUGCUCCCCCUCCCAAAAAAUGCAAGCAGGGUGAAGGUUUUUCCCAGCAAGCUAAGGGAAAGCAGAUUUCUAGAGGGUCACGAGGACACCAUCGGUCCCACGACCUCGGUUUGGAUCUAGUUCGAGAAAAUGCCAUCAAAAGGCAUAAUAACUUUGUGCCAUAUGGGAGAUAUGUCGCCGAAAUAGGGAUUAAUGUGAAGGCUCUAGGAAAAAACUUCCCGGAUGUGCUUGCCGGUUGGUAAAGAUGAAGAUGGCUAAACUGAUAGACUUCCCGGGCCCUGCAAAUCUGAGCAUGGUGCGAGAGAGGUAUGCCAAUUGGAACGCAGACCUGUUCUAGUCAUGGGUCCAAGGAAAGGAGAUACCACUAGAUAGGUGAUCCUUGUUUGAAUUUUUGGGAGUUGAUAGCCCUAAUCCACGGAGGCUACAAAAGUUUGUCAAAAGCCCACGCUAUCGGACAAUACGUCACACUCUUUGUGGCGUUGAUUCUAAUGCGAAGUGGACACGGACCAAGGGAGAUGCCCACCUUGAGAUGCUUCGUUUCAACUUCAACAAGAUGGCCAGUGUAUGACAACUUCGUGCAGGCUAGAUUGAUGCCCGUUGAGCAUAACAAGGAAUGCACUCGAGCUCGAGUGUGUGUGAUAUUCUUUCUGAUGACUGAGCGGCCCAUAAACGUAGGUGAGAUCAUGCUAGGAGAGAUGGCCUGCACACGCUUUAGCCAAUGGAUCAAGAGGUUAUUCUUUGGAAACCUCCUGACGCAGUACAUGCUCUCCCGUGGGCUAUCGGAGUACCCUGGCUAUGAUGAGGUAGUGGAGGCACUAAUGGCGUUGUUAGACAUUUCAUCCUUGCUGGAAUCCACAUCAAAGCUAAGUCAGGCUGCGAGGAAUGAGAGGGACGAAAACUUCAACAGGUUGGAUGAGCGUAUGCAUCUUUGCAAUUAGCUCUCCAGUUCUUCCAAGGAGAUGUUGGGAAUUACACCGGCAGUCCCAUUCACCCAUCUGAGGAUGAGAACACUCGCAAAGUAUCCGAUGAUGAGGAUGAGAUUGGUGAUGAAGUCAUGGGGCCCAUGACUUUGGUGCCCCCAGAAGCGGAUGAUGAUGAGCCCGAAGCUGCGGCUGGUGGGCAUUCCGAAGAGGAGGAAUUCGACUAGCAGGGAGUUCUUUCUUUCCAUCUUACUUUGUUUUAAUUUUUUUAUGCAUCGGGGACUAUGCAUUAUUUAAGUGUGAGGUGGGGGAAAUACUUUGUGACUUGUAAUUGUAUAAAUUUUUUAUUUAUUGUUAAUUUUUUUAGCUUAGUUAGAACUUA